UUUCGGUCAGUUGACCGAUUUUCCCAUGAUUCAUCAUUCUGCCGGAGUUGCCGUCCUUAGUCACAUGGGUGAUGGAUUCCAAAGUUUUGAAUUUUCCCAUCUCUCUAGCGUGAAUGGAGAGCAACUUGCACACAUUCAUGUCUGCAGCGGUUUCUCCCCCGCAGGCAAGAUCUUCUUCUUCACCAGACUCCCCUGCGCAGGCGUUAUAUGCCACCACCUCCGGCACUCCGGGAAAUCAAUCAGGACCAAGUCCUUCACUCCAGGCCAUAUUAGCUGCUUCACACAAGGACGGUCCUUCAAACGGACACAUCCCCUCCUGGAAUCCCUCUAUGGCCGUUCCGGAAGUUCCGCUACCUAUUCCCAAUCCCGGGAAACGAAAAUUGGAAGAUGUCGAUAACGAAGACCCGCAAAACAAGAUGCGUCGCGUUAUUCGUGACGCUGGUCCUCCCCAAGACAUGGCGACUCGUGUCGUACCAAUGACCACUGUGAUAUGCCUUCACGCUGCUGUUGCCCAGAAGUCCUAUGGAAGCGAGAAACGCUUCCUUUGUCCUCCUCCAGUUGUUCAUAUCGAAGGCCCUAUGUGGCACAUGCAUGCGCAGCAGCUUUCUAUGGCAGUUGUUUCCGAAACUGGUGAACGGUCGUUUGAACAGAAAGCACCCCUAGAUAACAACAUGACCUCCAGCUUCAAAUUUUUGCAUGUCACCGGAACUGCAAAGGCAAAGAGUUUUCAGCUCUCCCUCGAUAUCGCUGAACCUCAUCCCUCUGCCGCGCAUAAUCCGGAUAGCGACGGUUUACCAGGUCGUGUGUGGGCGUCCUUCGACUCCGCCCCAGUUACAAUUAUUUCCAAACCAUCGAAAAAGACAGCCAAGACGAGAAAUAUCUCGUCGUGUAUUCUAGCAGGUGGACCCGUAUCUCUAUUUAAUCGCAUCAAUUCUCAGACUGUACGCACCAAAUACAUGACCAUUGACCACGCUCAACUUUGUGCGAGUAAUGUGGCGUGGUCCGCCUUUAAUGUCAAUGUUAUACGACGCCCGACAGAGGCGCCAAACAUCGGUCCCCAACCAGUCACCUACGGAUGCGAGAUAGUCCUUUCCGACACACAAUCAGGAAUCUCAACAUCUCCUCUUGUUAUUCGCAAGGUCGACAAAGGCCGAGUCUCCGCCGACGAUGGUGGUCCAGUCAGUCAGAUGCAAAAGAUUGCGUUGCAGCGUGUGAAUCCUGAUGGCUCUCGACAUUACUUAUCAGCUGCUGGUCCUAUACCCGGAACGACAGGGGUUGUAGCCCCCCCAGCUCCUGGAAUGUCUACUCAAGCAGGGACACAUCCUUUACUCUUUCAGACUCCCCGCGUCAGGGAGGAGAUCAAAGACGGUAUCCGUAUGCUUUCUGACGAAGUCGACGAUUAUUUAUGCUGGACAAUUGUCGGAAUCUCAAAGUUCCAAUACACAUUUUUCGACUCAACUGGGAAGAAUAGUCAAAUACCUGAUCAGCCAAUCACGCCUUUCCCCACUUUGUUCACCGCUCCCGUGUAUCGUCAAGCCAAUAAUACCAUAGAAUUGACUGUAUCAAACUUUUUCUACGAAGACCCUAAAACGCGGCAACAAGCAACUCUGGACGUGUUCUUAGGCAAUUUGGGGCCAUUGCCACACAGAGUCUACCAAACUUCUCCCUCCGGUCCCAUGGCUUCCAUGCCUUUUGUGCAGCCCAUUCCUGGGCUUCCAGAAGGUGUACCUCUCGAUCCUCCGGGAUCACCCACCCGCUACAUACCUUCCGGACCUUUACACACUAUUGUCAUGGUCGAGAUGCCACCCAUUGGCGAUAUUAUCAAGGCCUUGGAGGAAGAUGCGUUACCUCCUAGCGCAGAACAUCCAGAUGGUCAUUCAGCAGAAGUCUCUCAUCCUGGUAGCAGAAAUGGCUCGGGACCUCCGCCGUCCAUAGCAGGUCGCAGUCUUCCUUUAUUAUUCAUUCGCAGUGCGGAUGGAGUAGGAUACCAUUCUGGUCGAACGAUCGCCUGCGAAAACGUAUUUCAAGGCAUUGAUAUCACUGGUCAGCCGCCUCACCCUGGAGCCAAUAUCGAUACUGGUUGGCUUGCUGCUGCUCAUAAUGUUCAGACGGAAAAUGGUUUGCAGGGUUUACAGAGCUGGACACUGAGAAUCAUGUAGCCACAUAUGUAUGCUUGUGUUCUUUUUUUUUCAAACUUGGUGUUUUUAUGUGCUGAUCUGGUGCUGAAUAACCUGUACAUAUAAUCUAUAUUGUCGUUUCUGCCUUGAAAACUAUCCUCGUCCAUACAGUAUUGAGCUGUAUUCUAACAUUUGGUUGUGGCCAGUACAACGAGCAUGUCUAGUCUGGUCUAGUAGUACCUAGUAGUAGGAGCUUUCUCACACUGGCUUUAUACAAACAAAGGCCGCA
Lentinula edodes (shiitake mushroom) is the source of this 2406-nucleotide messenger RNA. RefSeq lists its product as uncharacterized. The transcript is spliced from 5 exons. Gene Ontology annotation, cellular component: nucleus. NCBI's taxonomy places the organism in Eukaryota, Fungi, Basidiomycota, Agaricomycetes, Agaricales, Omphalotaceae. Bases 114 to 2159 code for a protein of 681 amino acids. Gene Ontology annotation, biological process: regulation of transcription by RNA polymerase II. The record is from RefSeq and is a predicted model, not a curated record. Gene Ontology annotation, molecular function: DNA-binding transcription activator activity, RNA polymerase II-specific; RNA polymerase II cis-regulatory region sequence-specific DNA binding.